UUGGGCAUCCCCAAAGGGAAAGCAAAAUACCAUUAAAAAAUUGUCCCAUGGUGUGGCUUUGCAGCCCAUGCUCAGGGCAUGUGCUCAACACGCUAGAGAGGAGACGGGCUUUCCGCUUGCUGUCCCUCUGUCACUGCAGGCAGAUUUGUUAGAGCCCUGCAAGGGAACGCCUGCUUGUCCCAAGUCCCUCUCCUCCAGCCCAGGCUCUCCAGCUCAGCUCGGUUUUGCCAGCAGCCCCGGGGUUGUGGCUCCCCUGCCUGCUGCUGGGUGAGGCAAGAGCACAAGCCUUCUGGGCCUGACCCUGUUGCUAAAGGAUUUUUCUUUGAUCCUCUUCUCAGCAAGGUGCUCCUCCAGCUGGGGAGAACAAAAAUGCCUUAAACAGCCAAAAAUUGUAGGGAAAAUUGGAGGAGAAAAUGGUGGGAGCCCUCAGGUUAAAAAAAAAAAAUUGCAUUUAUAGAACAGUGUUUGUAACAGUGUGGAAACCUGCACAAAUGAGGCAACCCACUGUCUUUGGGGAGCAUUCAGACAGGUUGCACAGCACCCCAGCCUGUCCCCAAUUUGUGUGGGCAUGACCAGGCUGCGUGUGGAUGCCUUGGAGGUCUUCCUCAUCUCAUGCUCAGCGUCCUUCGCUCCCACAGGUACCCAAUGCCCCGCGGCACUGCUGCCGAGCACCUGCCCUGGAGCCCUGCUGCCUCCUGAAGGCGCCCAGCAGCACACUCAGGCGCGUGCAAGCAGGGUCCCAUCUCUGCCACACUCCCACACGCCUCGAGGAGUCCAUGCCAGUGGCCUGACACACACAGCGCAGCCAUGUGAUGCCGGAGGAGCGCGGUGGCGAUGAUAUGGAAUGUGGGCAGCUGCCUUCGGACACGCUCCGACAGGUGACGGUCCAGCGCCACCCCCGCUACGGAUUCGGCUUCGUGGCCGGCAGUGAGAGGCCGGUGGUGGUGCGCUCGGUGGCAGCAGGCGGCCCCUCUGAGGAUAAACUCCUGCCAGGAGACCAGAUCUUGGCCAUCAACGAUGAGGACGUGAGUGAAGCCCCCAGAGAGAGAUUCAUUGAGCUCAUCAGGAAGGCCAAGGACUUCAUCAUCCUCACGGUCCUGCACACCCACCAGUCUCCCAAAUCUGCUUUCAUCAGCGCAGCCAAGAAGGCGAAGCUAAGGUCCAACCCGGCGAAGGUCCGAUUUUCAGAGCAGGUGACAGUCGGUGAGACGGACCCAGAGAUGUUGAAGAAAGAAGCUCUCCUUCUCAUUCCUAACGUGCUGAAGGUUUUCCUGGAGAACGGGCAGAUCAAAUCCUUCACGUUUGAUGGCCGAACCACCGUGAAGGAUGUGAUGGUGACAUUGCAGGACCGACUGUCCCUCAGGCAUAUCGAGCACUUUGCCCUGGUCCUGGAGUAUUCCAGCCCAGAACAGAGUCACCGGUUCCUGCUGCUCCAGGACAAGCAGCCGCUGGCCCAUGUUGUGCAGAGGACACACUACCAUGGCAUGAGAUGCCUCUUCCGUGUGAGCUUCUUCCCCAAGGACCCAGUGGAGCUGCUGCACCGGGAUCCUGCAGCGUUUGAGUACCUGUACAUCCAGAGUCGCAAUGAUGUGAUCAGAGAGCGCUUCGGCACAGACCCCAAGCCAGAGAUGCUGCUGAGGCUGGCUGCCCUCCACAUCUACAUCACCGUCUCAGCCACCCGCCCCAGCCAGAAGGUCUCCCUCAAGAAUGUGGAGAAGGAGUGGGGCCUGGAGCCCUUCCUGCCCCCCUCGCUCCUGCAGCUCAUCAAAGAGAAGACCCUCCGGAAAUCCCUCUCACAGCAGCUCAAAGCCCACCAGAACCAGCCUGGUGGCACCAAGGUCUCCACGGCCCAGGCAAAGCUGCAGUACCUGAGGAUCCUGAAUGAGCUGCCCACCUUUGCUGGGGUCCUCUUCAACACAGUGGGACUGGAUGAGAAGCAGCCAGCCACCACACUUCUGGUGGGACCCCGGCACGGCAUCAGCCACGUCAUUGACCUGAAGACCAACCUCACCACGGUGUUGUCAGAGUUCAGCAAGGUCAGCAAGAUCCAGCUGUUCAGGGAGAACCAGGGGGUGGCCCGGGUAGAGACGAGCAUCCUGGAUGCCAAGCCACUGGUGUUGCUGAUGGAGUGGCCUGCAGCCACCAACUUUGCCUGCCUGAUCGCAGGCUACUGCCGUCUCCUGGUGGACUCUAAGAAGAUGAUGUUCUCCAGGGCCCCCAGCCAGCUGCCCCCACCUCAGAUUAUCAAGGCAGAUUACAUCAACGCACACAACCUCCACCGUCCUGCUACGGCAGGGCAUGCAGGAAAGAAAGAGAGUGGGCUGGUGUGUGGCUCUGCCGCCAGCACCGGAGCAGCUGGGGCUCCAGCCGCCAGGGCUUCGGACUCGGAGCUCAUCAGCUUUUGCUACCUGCACAUGCGAGAGCAGAGGAAGGAAAGAGAGAGCAGGACGGAUAUCAAUGAAAACCUGAUUUUUUUUGAGGAAACUCGUCCCAGGACCAAAUCUGACCCCACUUCCAAAAGUUCUGGACAAGGCUACAAUGGGGAAGCUAAUGAAUGUGACCCAGAUGGCCUUGACCAAGACAGGCACGCAUGCAGGGCCAGGGCACACACCAUAGACACCCACCUGCGGAGUGACACCUCGCACUUCUACUGCGACUCCUGCCAAGCCAAAAUCAAGAGCCGGCUGACCUCAUGCAAGGGGGGUAAGCCAGGAAGUGCCCGGGACAAUAUGGUGGACUUGAUGUCGCUUCCCCCUCCUGGGAGCGAUGAGGAAGAAGACGAGACAACAUCCCUGCUCCCCGCCAUCACUGCCCCCCCUCCCGGCUUCCGAGACAACAGCUCAGAUGAGGACGACCCCAAGCGCCGGGCAGCUGCCCAGAACCAGGAGCAGGGACGGCACCUCUGUGGCAUCCUCUACGAUGAGAUCCCUGUCACGCUGAUAGACAAUGUGCAACCACGGACAGUCCGAGACCAUGCGCAAGAGCUGGACGAUGCCCUGGUGUCCACCCUGCAGGCACUAGAAGCCCUGGCUGCUUCAGAGGAUUGCCCACAUCCACCACCACAGCAGACAGCAGGUCUUAUUGUCCUGGCUGCCAUCACCCCUGAGUCAUCCUUGGAUUCUGGCCAUGAAACAAACUCUUCAGAGCUAACUGAUGUCUCAGAGAUGGUCUCUGCUAUGAAGCAGCAUCAGAACGCAGCCUACUUCCUUGCUCAACACAUCAACAAAGAAAAUCUUCUGGCCAGAAAGGAUUUGCCUUUCCGAAUCCAGAGCUGUGCUGCCCAGGCUGUUCUCACCUCACCCUACCCCAUCAGCUGCCAGGAGCCGAGCCCUUCAUUGAAGCCAGCUUUCUCUCACCAGAGCCCCAAACUUACCAAUUGCAAGAGCAAACAGGAGCAGCAGCACGCUGAGCGGAGCUACACCUUGGCUGUUGAGCCAGUACUGACCCCCCAGCUUAAUGAGCAGAACAGGGGAGCUCCGGUACCAGGCUUUGAAUGCAAAGGUGCAGGACACACAAAAGCUGCCUUUGAGGUAUCUCUGCAUGCCACAACAGCCCCAAUCAGGGAGCAGGUACAAGAUCUACAAGAGAAGAUGCCCAAAGAAGUCCAGCCAAGCUCCAAGCUCCUCCUGGAUCAGAAAAGUGGUGUAACUCCAGCCAUCAUUUCAGCUGUUCUGCAGCAAGUGGCAAAUGCAAAAGGCUCAGCUCCCCAAGUGGUAGCAACCUCAAAAGAAGAUAAGAACAUGAAUGGUACCAGCAGCUGUGCAUCAGCCAGCAGCAAGCCUUUGAAAGUUAAAGGAGGUCCACAAACUGCAGAGGCAUUAUGCAACUGGCAGCAGCAGCAGCAAAUCUCUCCGCAGCAGCACUGUGAAGUUUCUCCAAGUCCUAAAGAAGCUCAUGGCAGUAAAGCUGAAGCUUUCCACCUUACCUCAGCAGGUGAGGAAAUAAUGCCCAGUCAGACUUUUGCCUCUAAAAGCUACCAGCAAAAAGUGAGUAGAGAUGUUCCAGGAAAAACCCCAAGUGGAGAGCCAGGUCAGAAGGCAGGUGGGGAAGCCACGAGCCUUGUCUUUCAGAAACACAUAGCUCCUUCAAACCAAGGACAGAAAAUGCAACAGGAAAGUUCAGCCAAAAGCUUAAAAGCUGAGAGCAGCAAUCUGCACUCUCCAUCACCUGGUAGCACUUUCAGGAGCACCAGUGAGGAACCCAAAGGGCUAAUCCAACUGGUGCCCAGAACCGAGAGCCUGCAGAUCAGCACUGUGCCUUCCAAAAAAGUAGAAAAAGUCCUGGAGGUGACCCAACAAGAUGCUGGGACAUCAGUCCCAGCUAAACCCAAAGCUCCAAAAGCUCCCUUCAGGUUGAAGAACCUGUUCUCUGCAACAUUUCCAACCCGACUGAAGAAGGAGACGGAUGAGCGGCAGGCCCAGCUGCAGAAAGUGAAGCAGUAUGAGCUGGAAUUCCUUGAAGAGCUGCUUAAGCCAAAGAGCAAAAGUGACCUCCCACCACAAGAGUAUCUGCACCCUCCUGCCCCUGGGCGCUGCAGCUGCCAGCUAAGGAGCAGUCCUGUGCAAAAAGUCCCAGGGAUGUCCAGGGAGCAAAGGCGCAGCUGCGACUGCAAGCGGAUUUGCAGGGGGGUGAGGCCACCCCCAAACCAGACAGUGAUGCCAGAACUGGAGAGUCAAGAGAGGGAUAAAGUUACAGAUGACCAGAAGCAGGGAGAAGCCAUUAGGCUGACAAGUGUGAGCAGCCCUUCCAAAGGCAAGCGGAUACGAUCCACAAGUUUAGAGUCCAGAGACUACCGGUCAGAUCCAGAGAACAGCGUGUCCUGUUUGACAACGUGCACUUCCCGGGGAGAGUGCAUGGGUGCUCCACACUACAGGAAGCUCUUGCGUCGCUACAGUGUCAGUGAAAUAGAUAAGACUGAAAGGACAUACCCAUCCUCUGACAUUUACCAGAACAUCUAUACAACCAAGCAGAAAGGCCCCCAUAAAGAGCCUGAGCCCAGCAUUCUUUGUCCUGUUCUGAAGAGCAAAAUCCAGGAAGCCUCUGGAGUGGCUGACCCCUCCUAUGUCCAGAUAGCACAGGAGAAGAAGAACCAGAAGGGUUCAGCAGUGUUCUCUGUGCAGGAGGAGAUGUAUCCAAGCCCUGCUGAGCUGCGGGAUGAAGACAUGGAGGAUGAGAAGUGCUGCUCCAUCCGGUACUGCUUCUAUUACAGGAAAUGUGAUGUUGCAGAUGAUGGGAGCGAGAAGGAUGAGCUGUCCUAUUCCAUUCCCAUGCAGAUACUCCCAGGAAUGAAGCUAGACAAUCAGAUGGUCCCAGUCAUGAGCCGGACUCUUCAGGUCCUAGAUGCAACAGCCUGCAGCAGUCCCAAUGACAGUCAGACCCAGGAAAUAGAUUUAAGGACCUCCAGUUUUGAGGGGAGCUUGGCAAAGAUCAACACCCUUCGAGGCCAUGCCUACAGCUUUCCCAAUGGGUUUCUGCAAGUGCAGCUGGACACCAAUGAGCUCCUGACUAUUCUGAGGCAGUGUGUGGUGAGCCCUGACGUCCGGGACUGCAAACUCUACAUCUCCCAGCUGGCUGAGUACAAGCAAGAGCUCGCCCUCAAGUUCAAGGAGUUUCGAGCGUCCUGCCGCCGCAUGGCAGCCGUCGACAAGAGUCCUACCCACAUGCUUUCUGCCAUCACGAGCAGCUUCCAGGUGCUAAGCAGCCUCAUCGAGACAUUUGUGAGGCUGGUGUAUGUCGUGCGCUCGGAGUCCCAGCGCCAAGAGCUGCUGACGAAGGUAGAGGAGGUGGUGAGAAACUACACCUUUCUCCUGAAGGCUGCAGAGGAGUCCACGGCCAGAACGCUGAGCCACCAGCAGACGGUGGAGCAGCUCGCCCGCCAGUCAGCCACAGUUGCCACUGUCAUGAGCACGCUCACACGCUCCUUAAAGACAUUGAUCAACAAGUAAGCCAGUGAUGAAAACCAACAAGCCAGCGCGUGCUGGGCCAUGUGCUAGUGGUUCUCAGAUCGCACAGGUCUGGUGAGGAUGCAUGUCUACAGGCCCACAUCUACUGGGGUUUGCAGUAGCCAAGACACUCUUUUAUCUCUGCAGAAUGGAUGGUUGUGUUGGUCAUGUGUUUGAAGGGUAAAUUCAUGUCCUGUCACAAGCUGUGCAACCGGCUCAUCAGGGGCAUCAAGCAGCUGCUCUGUGUGCUCUCCCAUGCUGGCUUGUCAUUGAUGGUACUUGGGAGGCACAGUCACCCCGUCCCCAGACUAGUUUGGUUUCAUGUGGUUCUGGGCCUCACCUGUGCAAAGACCUUUGUCACAGUGUGUGGUGGGCCAGUGAGUUAGCAGGAACUGAGCUGAAAUCUCCCGGCUUCACUUGGGCAGUUUGGAGCCAAACCAGUGUCUUGCAAUGUAAACAGCUGUUCUGCCUCCAGCUUCUUCCUGGCCCUCAAAUGCAACAUAAUUAGCAGCAGAAGGGAUCUCUGGGGUGCAAGUCCCAGCUGCUAUGCUAGGGCUUGGGAAGUAGUCCUAGCAUGGGCAGGAUACCGUAAUCCUGGGGCAGAGCUAGGUUACCCUAGCAGGCUCUACUCUCACAGCUCCGGCAGCAACACCCUAGCUGCACAGGUGCUACCUGUGCAAAAGGUGAGGGCCUAAUGCGCAUAAGUAGGGAGGAUCCAGGGUACUACAGGCCUGUCAGCCUGGCCUCAGUGCCAGGGAAGGUUAUGGAGCAGAUCAUCUUGAGUGCCAUCACACGGCACAUGCAAGACAACCAGGUGAUCAGGCCCAGUCAGCAUGGAUUUAGGAAAGGCAGGUCCUGCUUGACUAACCUGAUCUCGUUCUACAACAAGGUGACCAGCUUAGUGGAUGAGGGAAAGAAAGGCUGUGGAUAUUAUCUACCUAGAGUUUAGUAAAGCCCUUGACACCAUUUCCCACAGCAUUCUCCUGGAGAAUGUUCUUAUGGCUUGGACGGGAGUACUCUUCAUUGGGUAAAAAACUGGCUGGAUGGCCGGGCCCAAAGGGUUGUGGUGAAUGGAGUUAAAUCCAGUUGGCUGCCAGUCACAAGUGGUGUUCCCCAGGGCCCAUAUUGCAGCCAGUUCUGUUUAACAUCUUUAUCAAUGAUCUGGAUGAGGGGAUUGGGUCCACCCUCCAUAAGUCUGCAGAAGACACCAAGUUGGGUGGGAGCGUUGAUCUGUUUGAGGGUAGAAGGGGUCUCGAUAUGGACAGGCUGGGUCAAUGGGCCGAGGCCAGCUGUAUGAGGUUUAACAAGGCCAAGUGCCGGGUGCUGGAGCAUGUCCAGAGAAGAGCAAUGAAGCUGGUGAAGGGCCUGGAGAACAAGUCUGAUGAGGAGUGGCUGAGGAAACUGGGGUUGCUUGGUCUGGAGAAGAGGCUGAGGAGGGACCUUAUCGCCCUCUACAAUUACCUGAAAGCAGGUUGUAUCGAGGUAGUGUUGGUCUCUUCUCCCAAGUAAUAAGCAAUAGGACGCGAGGAAAUGGCCUCAGGUUGCACCAGGGGAGGUUUAGAUGGGAUAUUAGGAAAAAUUUCUUCACUGAAAUGGUUAUCAAGCACUGGAACAGGCUUCCCAGGGAAGCGGUUGAGUCACCACCCACAGAGGUAUUUAAAACACAUGUAGACGUGGCGCUUAGGGACAUGGUUUAGUGGUGGACUUGGCAGUGUUAGGUUAAUGGUUAUACUAGAUGAUCUUAAGGGACUUCCCCAACCUAAAUGAUUCUAUGAUUCUAUGUUUGCCUUCCUCUGCUGGAUGGCUGUGUCCACACUAGAGAGCCUGCAAGGAACCCGGGUUGAUCUUUGACCAUUGCAAGCCAGAAACUGGGCUAGCAACUGAGAGUGAGACCGAUCUGACACCAUUCUCCAGAGGUCAGGUCCGUGCCUCCAAGGCUCAGCCCAAACCCUCUCCUAUUUCCUUUCACCAUGCCCAUUAGAGAGGAAUCCCAGAUCAGCUUUGUCUGUGAACCACAGCUUGCCCCCAAGCCAGGCAGUGCUACUGCCAUCGGCCAAAGGAGCUGCCUUCCUUGUGAGGGCGUUGGGGUCCUUUUCCUGUCUCCACUGGACUGACUGCCAUAAGCAGCAUUAUUUAGUACUGCGUGAUGGUUAUUUAUUUGGAGUUGAGGGUUUUGAAUUUUUUUUUCACUUCAAGGUGAAUAGUAAAAUGAUUCCCAAUUGCUUCUCUUUGCGCCCAGAGGUUCUCCUCCUCCUCCCAGUCUAGCUUCUAGACCUAAUCAAUCACACCACCUUAACUGGUGCUUUACUGCACCCACCCUCCAAAACGGAGCAAGGAGAAAAAUGCAAGGUUACACAUUGCAUUACCCUUACCCUGCCACUCACUGCACUUCAAAUGUGCAUGGGGAGAGCAGGCCCUGCUGGGGUCCCUGCGCCUCUGCCCAUCACACCCACCUCCAGCUGGAAAGGGAGAUCGUGGCAUCAGCCUCACAGAAGUGAGACCGGUUACCAAACCCAGCCAGCUUGCCCCAGUGGUUGGGGAUGAUCAGGGGUCUUCAUACAAUCAAUCACUUCCCAUAUCUAUUAUAUUUUAUAAAUACGCACAUUUGAAAUCUCUCGUUCUUCCAUAGGAGUUAUGGAAAUGCACAAUGUGCUUUUAACAUGCGCAUCCUCUACCGAGUGCAAUAACCUCCCCUAGCCCAUGGCUGUCCCGGACUUUGGCCGUUGCUGCCAGCAAGGCAGAGAGGAUCCUGCUGUGGGGACAGCCUCCUGCUUUCAAGAACCAUGUAGCAAAUAUACAGUGGAAGAGCCAAUUCGGAUUUCAGUCCGUGGUGGACAAAGCCUGUUGUAAUGCUGAAGGCCAACAGGGAGCCGUGUUUUUCUUUUCCCCGUAAAUUAUCUAUGACAAAACUCUGAGUUUCUUCGAGCUCCCUGUUAUGCCUAUAUCAUUCCUCCAUGAGUCUCUCAAUCUAAUACAGAGGAAAAUUUUUUUAUUGUCUGUAUAUAGUAUAUAUAAAUAAAAAAUAUAUAAAUUAUAUAUAUACACAAAUUUAUGUCUUGUUUUACAAACAAGAAAGAUUAAAUAUAUUAAUCUUAA
This is a messenger RNA of Phalacrocorax carbo (great cormorant), 9038 nucleotides long. The record is from RefSeq and is a predicted model, not a curated record. Lineage: Eukaryota; Metazoa; Chordata; Aves; Suliformes; Phalacrocoracidae.